UCCAUGACUGAGAUGUUUUGUGUAUGUUCCAGUAAGACUGCAUUAAAUGUGCAUGCGUUCAUACGCAGGCUCCGCCCCCCUCUCGCGCUGCAGGUAGAGUUACGAGCGAGAAUCACCUGUCACUCGCGCUCGAGCGCACCUGUUGCAUCGUUCUAGCCUUUUGUCCUCACUUUUAAAUUUUGUUUUUACAUUUUUGUCUGUGUCAGCAAGGUCGCCUUGGCUACCCAAUUCACAUCGUGUUUGGAGCAAAGUUCACUUUUGUGAGUAAACAGAUUGAGAUGGAGUCUUGAAGAAGAGUUUACCUCAGGAGUUUGGGAAACGGGAGGAAUUAUCGGCGAACUGAAGAACGGGAUCUUAGAUUCUCUCAGCUGAAAGGGUGGAUGUCGUAGAACAUGAAUGUUUUGGGGACCCCAACAAAACCAAGCAAUGGGGUGGCCAGAUCGGACAGCAAGAUCAGUGCCAAGACCCUGUUCGAACAACGAAAGAAGUACUCAAACUCGAAUGUCAUCAUGCAAGAGACAUCGCAGUACCAUGUGCAGCAUCUCUCUACGUUCAUCAUGGAUAAAACAGAGUCCAUCACUACGGUAGAUGAUGCUAUUAAGAAGCUGAAACUGCUGGACUCCAAAGACAAAAUCUGGACUCAGGAAAUGCUGCUACAGGUGACGGACAAAUCCAUCAAACUCCUGGACUGCGAGACCAAGGAAGAGCUUGAAAACUUUCCUCUGGCCACAGUCCAUCACUGUCAGACGCUGUUGAACCAGACGAGAUACCCCUCCGUCCUUCUGCUCAUCUGUCAGGACAAUGAACAACACAAACCAGACAUUCACUUCUUCUACUGCGACGAAGUGGAGGCCGAGAUGGUGCAUGCUGACAUUGAUAGCGCUCUGGGAGACAACUCACGCGGCAAGAAGAAUCGACCGCAGACGCUAAAGUUGAACCAAGAAAAGAUGAAACGCCAACGGGAGACCAUCAUCCCGCCCUCUGAGACUAGAAGUCCUGGCCCUGGGGUCAAAGGUCGAGUAGCAGCUACGGACAUGAAAGAUGAACUGUCGAUGCAGGAUCCCGAGUCCAAUAUGAAACUGGCCCAGCGGAUCGAGAAGGACGUGCAAAUCCUGAAUUGCGCUCUAGAUGACAUCGAGAUCUUCGUGGCGCGUCUUCAUAAAGCGGCAGAGGCUUUCUCACAACUCAACCAGCGCAACAGGAGCAAGAAAAGCAAAAAGAGAGGACCGGCAGAGGGAAUGCUGACUCUACGAGCCAAGCCUCCAUCAGAAGGAGAGUUUAUCGACUGUCUUCAGAAGCUGAAACUCUCUUUCAAUCUGCUGGCCAAACUGAAGAAACACAUCCAGAACCCCAGCGCUGCAGAACUUGCACACUUCCUGUUUGGACCUUUGGAAAUGAUACUGCAGAAUAGUGGCAGUCCUGAGCUGCCGCGUGUGGUCAUCUCUCCUCACCUGUCGCGGGACACAGUGGACUUCCUGAGAGGACACCUGACUCCCAAAGAGAUGACCAUCUUUGAGCUGCUGGGAGACGGUUGGACGAGGCCCAGAGCUGAUUGGCCGAAAGAUCAGUGCGCUCCUCUGUAUGUCCCAAAGUUUCGGAACGGCUGGGAGCCGCCAGUGGAUCUGUUUCGCACGUCCCCGUGGGAGACGGAGAGCGCUGGUGUCCCGAAGUCUCCAGUGCAGUCAGAGUACAGGACAAAAGAGUUCUUUGGAUCACAGUCGUCGCUCUCUUCAAACGGGUCUUUCUCGACGUCUCCUCCUUCUCGGAAAUAUGCAAAGAUCCGCUACCACUUUGUGGCACGUAAUGCCAACGAGCUGUCAGUGCUCCAGGACGAAAUUCUGGAGGUGUUGGAGGAUGACAAGCAGUGGUGGAAGUUGAGGAACAGAAGCGGUCAGGCGGGAUACGUGCCCUAUAAUAUCCUGGAUGUGGUCAAACUCGAGGACCCUCAAGUCAUGAGUGACCCGCCCUACAGUCCAGUAACACCGUACAGUCCGCCGUACCGAGGACAGUCUCCCUCCGGCUCAAUGGGGAACGAUAAAGACGGUCACACUCAUCAGAUGGAUAAAGUGAACGAUGAGCUGCUCAUGUUGAUCACCGGUAAUAAGACGAAUCAGCCCGCGAGGAACUUCAAGGUGGUUCGUCAGUCGGCCGUCCCGCUGACCUUCGACUCCAGCCCAGCAGAGGUCUCCACCUGGCUCAACGCCAAGGGCUUCUCCAAACCGACGGUGGAGCGUUUGGGCAUCCUGACAGGAGCUCAGCUCUUCUCUCUGAAUAAAGAUCACCUGAAGGCCGUGUGUGGAGACGAGGGCUCUCGCGUCUACAGCCAGAUCACCGUCCAGAAAUCACAACUAGAGAAGAGUCGAGGAGAUUCCGAAUUGCAGGAAAUUAUGAGGAAACAGCAAGAGAAAAUUGAAUCUGGCCCAUGAAUGCGCUUUCACGGACUGUCAAUCAAACUGUCACCUGGCAACAGUGACUGUCAAGCAAACCCACCAAUGAACUUAGACGACGUAGAUUCUGCCACACCGUCGACCAAACGUCUAAUUCAAUAUAUUUUUUAAUUUGUA
Messenger RNA from Rhinichthys klamathensis goyatoka, 2564 nucleotides. RefSeq names its product EPS8 like 2 (gene eps8l2). The transcript has 21 exons. Gene Ontology annotation, biological process: positive regulation of ruffle assembly; Rho protein signal transduction; regulation of Rho protein signal transduction. Gene Ontology annotation, cellular component: plasma membrane; ruffle membrane; vesicle. Bases 393 to 2426 code for a protein of 677 amino acids. Gene Ontology annotation, molecular function: actin binding. The record is from RefSeq and is a predicted model, not a curated record. NCBI's taxonomy places the organism in Eukaryota, Metazoa, Chordata, Actinopteri, Cypriniformes, Leuciscidae.